Messenger RNA from Argentina anserina (silverweed cinquefoil), 3455 nucleotides. Its product is annotated as phosphoinositide phosphatase SAC3. Bases 406 to 2943 code for a protein of 845 amino acids. Gene Ontology annotation, molecular function: phosphatidylinositol-3,5-bisphosphate 5-phosphatase activity. Lineage: Eukaryota; Viridiplantae; Streptophyta; Magnoliopsida; Rosales; Rosaceae. Gene Ontology annotation, biological process: phosphatidylinositol dephosphorylation. The transcript is spliced from 16 exons. Gene Ontology annotation, cellular component: intracellular membrane-bounded organelle. The record is from RefSeq and is a predicted model, not a curated record.
GCAAUUUAUAUUCCCAUUAUUCCCUUCUCUCUCCUUUAUUCGAUUAUUAUUCGCUUAAAUCAAUCGCAAGAGAUCAGAGAGUUUUCUGAUUUGAAACGGCGCCGUGUUGAUCCAGUCGAUUUCAAUCUUUUCUCCGGUGGAAUUCUGGCACGGUCAAACAGCUCAGCUGCUGCGGAGGAGGAGAUUUGUGCUGCGUUUGUGUUGUAGAUUGGGAAUUUGAUUGUGGAAUGUUGUAUUUGAAGCAGCCGAACUCCCAAGUCUGGGGCUCAUUUGGUGAAUGAAACUUCCGGCGAGGGUUUCCGGUUGCGAUUUUUAGGGUUUGGAUUCGGUGCGCUGUGCAUGAUAUUCUGAUUCGGCCCUGAGCUUUGAGCUCGGGGAUCUUGAUUUUGGAAAUUAUAAGAAGAAAUGGCGUCGUCCGAAAAUGAGCCGGAACCGCCGCCGCCGCCGUCAUCACACGCCGGUGGAGGUGAGGAAGAAGAAGCUGUUACUGCUACUACUCCUCCUCAGCACGUAGAUAUGCAGAAGUUCAGGCUUUACGAGACUCGAUCGAACUUUUACAUGAUUGGGAGAGACAAGAGUAGAACAUACUGGAGGGUACUGAAAAUUGAUAGGUUGGAUCCGUGUGAGCUUAAUGUUCUUGAAGAUUCUACUACUUAUACCGAGCGUGAAUGCUCCGACCUGUUGAGGCGGGUACAUGAAGGGAACAAGGUCACUGGCGGAUUGAAGUUUGUCACUACUUGUUACGGCAUUAUUGGGUUUAUCAAAUUUCUGGGGCCGUAUUACAUGCUUCUUAUAACCAAAAGAAGAAAAAUUGGUGUCAUUCGUGGCCACGUGGUUUAUGCCAUAUCCAAAAGUGAAAUGAUCCCACUUCCAAAUUCUUCUGUUCGGUGCAGUAUAUCUGAUUCUGGAGAUGAAAACAGAUACAAGAAGCUCUUGUGCACAAUGGACCUCACCAAGGACUUCUUUUUCAGCUACUCAUACAAUGUAAUGCGUAGUCUUCAGAAGAACAUGUGUGAUCAUAAGAUGGGACAUGUCGUGUAUGAAACCAUGUUUGUGUGGAAUGAGUUCUUAACUCGGGGCGUAAGGAAUCAUCUACAAAAUAGUGCUUGGACAGUUGCAUUGGUUUAUGGUUUCUUUAGACAGGCCACUCUCUCUACCGUUGGACGUGAUUUCAAACUGACUCUCAUUGCAAGACGUUCACGUCACUAUGCAGGAACCAGGUAUCUAAAACGUGGUGUUAAUGAGAAGGGAAGAGUAGCUAAUGAUGUUGAGACUGAACAAAUAGUGUUCGAGGAUGUUCCUGAGGGCUUUCCUAUGCAAAUAAGCUCUGUUGUACAGAACCGUGGCUCAAUCCCUCUAUAUUGGUCACAAGAAACAUCGCGUUUAAACAUUAAACCAGAUAUAAUAUUGUCAAAGAAGGAUGAAAACUAUGAAGCCACUAGGCUUCAUUUUGAAAAUCUUGUCAAGAGAUAUGGGAACCCUAUCAUAAUUUUAAAUCUCAUCAAGACGCAGGAAAAGAGGCCUCGAGAGUCCAUUCUACGCACAGAGUUUGCUAAUGCAAUUGAUUUCAUAAAUAAAGAUCUGUCUGAGGAGAAUCGUCUCAGAUUCCUCCACUGGGAUUUGCACAAACAUUCACAAAGCAAAGCUAUAAAUGUUUUACUACUCCUGGGCAAGGUGGCUACAUAUGCCUUGAGUUUGACUGGGUUCUUCUAUUGUCAAGUUACACCAGAAAUGGGCUUGAUUGAUUGGCCUUCAUCCGAAAAUUUUGAAAAUGGUAUGUCUCCCCAAAGACAUUAUGCUAAUGGAGAGGAGGAUGUUGAUAGCAUAGCGGGGAAACCAACUGAAGAUGACAACGUUGGAAAUGGAGAUCAUUCUUCCAAACCAUCUACAUUCCAGAAGGGGGUGCUCAGGACCAAUUGCAUAGACUGCCUUGAUCGCACUAAUGUUGCACAGUAUGCAUAUGGGUUGGCUGCUCUAGGACACCAGCUUCAUGCUUUGGGACUUGUAGAGAAUCCCAAGAUAGACCUUGACGAUCCCUUGGCUGAUGAAUUGAUGGGAUUUUAUGAAAGAAUGGGGGAUACACUUGCACACCAGUAUGGUGGUUCAGCUGCUCACAAUAAGAUAUUUUCAGAAAGAAGAGGUCAGUGGAGAGCAGCAACUCAGUCUCAGGAAUUCUUCAGAACUCUUCAACGGUAUUACAGCAAUGCGUACAUGGAUGCACAGAAGCAAGAUGCAAUUAAUGUAUUUCUUGGGUACUUUCAACCGCAGCAAGAUAAACCUGCACUAUGGGAACUGAAUUCAGACCAGCAUUGCCAUGAUGGGAGGCAUGGGUCUAAAGACCUUGAUGAAGAUGGAUGGUCUAUAAUCAAGAGAUCAUAUUCUGAUGGAAACAUUCUAUGUCCAAAUAGCUCGCCUUUGUCAGCACCAAGUGUUAAGCAGGAGACUAACUAUCCAGUUUUGCCUAAUCAAAGUCAACAAAGCAAGAUGCUUUCAGAAUCUUCACCUGAAAUAUCAACUUGUGAGAGUGAUAUUGCUUAUUCAAGGUACACGCCCUUGAUGCCUCGCAGGCUACUUUUUGGAGAGUUGCAAAGACAUCGGUGUCUUGAAAGUGAUCAGAUUUACUAUUCUGAACACGGAGAUGGAUAUAAUUUCUCGAACUUUGUGGAUCUAGACUGGCUAUCUUCCUCUGGGAAUUCAUGCGAGGAGGAGCCGUUUGAGAGAUCGUCAUUACUCACCAACUCACCACUUGAGGGGCUGUCAUCCGAGAAUGUUGGCAACGGAAUAACAGGAGAUUCUACACCCUCCACAAGUGAAUAUGGGUCCAUCUUGAAGGGGAAAGGAACAGAAUUAUCCUUUAGUAAUGGAGAGAGUUCCAAAGUUCCUGAAGACUUCCCAGAUAGCUUUGCGAACUGGGUCAAUUAUGGAGAAACAAUCUGCCACUGAAGUUUGGAUCAUUUUUCCCCUGUAAUGCAUUAUCGGCUCUCUGUAGAUGGCACGUGAGGCUUAAAUGCUGAUCCAUGGAUGAGAAAUUAUGGUGAGUUAGCCAUGCCUGGAACAAAAAGAAAGCAAAAGCACUAGAAGGCAGUGUGGUGUUCGAUACAGCAUUGACUCGGUCGUAAGAAAUUUCAGUCGGGAACCAAUACCUAAGUAGAGAGUAAAUAGUCAACAGUUGAGAUUCUUUAGGAGCUCUUCCUCCGUUGGUUCUUGGACUCAAGAUCUAAUUCUUGUAAAUAUUUUGCUCUGUUGUUUGACACUCCACUUUAGAAUUCCAGGUCAUUGAUUCUUUAUAUACCUUCAUGCUUGUGAACAUUCAUAAAACUAACGAUGCGGGUACAUGUAUCCAAAAAUCUACUGUUGAUCAAAUUACUGGCCUUCAGUGUAAUAGGUGGAGUUAUUAUUGGUUAGGGAGAGUAUUUAGGAGUACCCAGAGCAAUAAAUAUACAGUAAUUCAUUCA